CUACCCAACGCAUGAUCAAGGUACAACAAGGGGAAGAUCUCAAAGGGUCACAAUGAAGAAAAAUGAUAAGGACUUAGCUGGGGCGAUGCUGAGUCUUUUUGUGCUUUUGAUUGCGCCCUCAGCAGUGAUCUCAGUUCAAGAAUGUACAAGGAUAUCCGUGGUGUGCCCGGAGGUCGGGGUGCCCGGCCAGUCUACGGCGGUCCUCGUCUCUCUCGGGAGGAACGAACCGACUAACGUCACCCUCAGGCUCGUCUCUUCGGAUUCAACGGAACUUCUUGCACAAAGCACCGCUCUCAUCCAAGGUGAAGGAAGCGUCGGUGUGCCGAUUCCAGGCCAGGCCCAGAACAAGCUGAACCUCGAGAUACACAUGGAAUGCGAUUUAGAAAAGAGUUCAUGCAAACCGCAUGCCCUCUGCCCUCUCUCACUCAUCGGGCCCGUCCGAGAUGUCAUCGUCAGACCGAGAAGCAAAUAUUACAAACCUGGAGAGACAAUUGAGUUUUGGGUUUUGGCAUUGGAUCACGAACUUCGCCUGGCCAACGACAUUAUUGGUAACGUUCACGUUAGAGAUCCGACAGGAACAAGAAUCGCAAUUUGGGAACAGAUACCACUCAAUGACGGCGUGAAGUCCUUCGAAGCAGUCAUAUCUCCGGAAGCGAGGCUCGGUCUUUGGCGCCUGGAGGCCGAAGUGGAAGAGGCAGUUUUCAAAACGGAAAUCAAUGUUUCUCUCACCCGGGGGAGCAAGGAUCCGGUCGCCCCGGAACUGCCGAUCGCAGAGGAACAUUUUGUCGAGCUGAGAUUCUCGAGGGACAUGCGGAGGAGGUACAAACCAGGUCUUCCUUUCGUCGGAAAGGUAGAAGCUGUGAGUUCUGAAAAAGCUGUGAGGGUGAGGGUGAAGGUCUUGGACAACACAACGUCCAUCUACAGCCAGGACAUAGAGAUGGCCGGAGGCGAAGGUAGUUUCCUCGUACCCGCAAUCCUGUCCGACAGUGAUCUCAUUACGCUCCAGACGGAGCUGGUUUCUGUCGAAGGGAAGGAGAUUGAUAGCCACUACGUUCUGGCCAGGGAACCCGUCUACAAAUGGAAUUCAACAUCAACGUGCUAUUUAUUGGCCGAGGGAAUGGAAGCGUCUCUUAAGCCAGGAGACGAUGCCAAGACAGUGAUUUUAUCAUCUUGCCCCUGUGACAGACCUCUUCAUUACAUUGUGAGUACCGAAGGGCAUCUGACUUACUGGGACGAAGGGCAUGUCCCUGCUGUGAACAUCCCACAAGACGCCAACUUGAACCCGAGUUCACUGUGUCGAUUCAACUUAUCGUUUAAAGUGGAAGCUGUUAUGGCACCGGUGAGCCAUCUCCUCGUGUAUUAUGUGACAGACGAAGGAGAGCCAAUCAGCGACGUCAUCUCGUUCGACGUUAAAUUAAUUCACCGACAGAUAACACUAAAUCUGGAGCAGAAAAAGUUUUGGUUUCCAGCCGAAGAAAUGGACGUCCAAGUUUUGGCCGACUUGCAGUCACUCUUUUGUCUGGUGGGCGGUCGCGGCGGUGAUUUGAACACGCAAAAAAUAUCCGAAGGCUUGGAGUUGGACUUUACCGAAGCCGGCGUCGGAUUCUACCAGAGAAGCUGCCUCGGAGAGGGAAACACCACUAACAAAAUGACGCUGAGAAGUAACAAAACUCUUCCGCACCACAGCGUCAUGUCGGACUCGGGGCUGGACCAGCUCUGGCUCUGGAAAUGCUUCAAUUACACUGCCGAGAUAGAAGCGAGAGGAGUACGAGUCCCUUCUCCGCCCGAACCUGGAAAGUGGUCGAUGUUCGCCCUUUCGGUUUCUCCCGUGGUCGGGCUCAGGUUUUCGUCGCCGAUCCCCAUCCAAGUUUUCAGGCCUCUCGAAGUGGAUUUCAAGCUUCCCGGCGCCCUGAGAGUCGGCGAGAGUCUUGAAGUGGACAUCAAGAUCGGAAACAACUUGAAUUCCUGCGUGGACGUGAACGCCUUGCUGACCGUAGGAGAAGGUGCUCAUUUCUUAGGAAGCAGUCAGCCUUUCGUCGCUGAGAAACUUCGACUCGGCCCACACGGCGCGACUUCUUUGGUCGUUAGGAUUGUCGCUACUACAUCCGGCAAAAAGAAUAUGACAGUUGAAGUCUCCGCGUACCACAGCGAAACGUGUCAGACUGUCAGCUCGGGCUUAGCAUCAAACCAUUCUCUCGUGGGAACGGUCGUCAAGCAGAGAGGAAUAUUGAUUAAUCCAGAAGGAUUAGUCAAGACACACAUCGAAAGUGCUUAUUUCUGCGCAAACGAGCAAAUGGUCAUAUCCACGCCGGAGAAAUUCAGUUAUCAGUUCAUACCAGCGCCCAGGAACCGCGAAGGUGUUAUUUUUGAGGUGCGAGCGGGCAUGGGAGUGCAUGUCGCCAUUUCGGAAAUCCAAGAUGUGUCGCAGAGGAUGUACCAAACGGUCAUCGGCGAUCUGGAUAACACGGUCUCUUGGAUCGGAAGAGGCAAACACGGCUAUUCCGUCCGUCUGGUAACUGCGUCCACCCCACAAAUUUUAUCGCACGACGAGUCCAGGACAUUCUGGCUGAGUUGGGACAGAGGAGCACUCUCGUUCGGCGUCGGUUCGGGGAUCCACGAGAGGGCCAAACUAAAAUGGAAACUGGAAAAAAAGAUGAAAGUGAAUUACAUCGGUUUUGCGACUUCUUGGGGCCAGCCGGCGGAUGUCAGAAUUUGGAAUUUCAACGACGAAGCAGGAUUUUCACAAGUGAUUCAUCUCGACAUCCCGAGGUCUGUUUUGCCCGGAUCUGAAACUGGGACAUUGCUCGUAGCGGGAGGACUUCACCUUCCUUAUGUUGUGUCAGACCCAAGGCCGUCUCUUUCUGAAUUCAGCAGUUUGGCAACAACAGUGUCAAUGAUAGCUCCGCUGUUAACAGAACACCAGCAUUUCCUAAACCAGUCAGAUACGCCGGAGCAGAAGCAAAGAGCUGAUAAAAUUUAUUCUAAAAUUCAAAAUCUUCUCCUUUUCAAAAUGAACGACAGCUCUUUUAGCGAUCAUUCGAGCAUGACAAGUCAAUGGAGUUCUGUUGAAGUUUUGGAUCUAUUGAACCGAGCCCAGACCGUAGUGAGAGUGGAUUCAGAUUUGAUUUCCAACCUUAAAUCUUGGAUUGAGUCAAAGCAAAGCCAAGACGGAAGCUUUAAACCACAUUUCAUCGACAUCGAGCCGGAUAAUCAGACGAGUGUAGGUGAGCCGGCCAAAACCAUCGCAACCACUGCUCAAACGCUGAACGCCCUUCUUGCCGUCGGAAUCGAAGACCAAAAAGACAUCGAUGCUGUGACGAGGGCCAGGGAAUACUUGGAAAAUCAAGUCGGUGCAGACAUGAUGGUAGAUGGUGUCACUCUGGCCUCCCUUUGUCUUGCGCUGGUCGAAGCGAGAAGCCCAAAAGCACAUCUGGCAUUGGAUCUGCUGAAGAACGCGUCCACAAACGAAGAAGGCGAAUUUGGUUGGCCCAGGCAGAGAGACAAUUCAGACUGGCUUUACGAAGAAGGAGUCGAACAAAAGAGACAACCUGUUACAUCGCAUUUAAAAGAAUUCAAAGCUUCAUUGUACGCAUUAAUGACCUACACGCAUUUGAAAGACCUCAAGUCGGCCGAACCUGUGGCAAGAUACUUAUUUUACCGCUCCAACAUACUGGACACCCAUACUGAAUUGAUAUCAACAGCCGUCAAGGCUUUUUCGGAAUUUGCCAAACUCGCCCUAGAUGAAAACCGGUGGUUGACCGUAUCGCUUGCCACUUCUGGAAUGGAGCUUACAGACACUUUGGAACUGCGACCUGACACUCCUCCACAGAUUCUCAACUUGCCUUCUCUGCCGACAAAAGUUUUCGUCUAUGCGACCGGUGGUGGUUGUGCCACAGUUCAAGGAAGGAUGAGCUAUGCCACAUAUUAUCCUAGCAGGAGUAAUUCUCUAUUGGACCUUUGGGCAGGAGUCACUGAGGAGAUAUUGCCCAGGAGAAAUUCAAUCCAAGAGCUUGAAGGGAAACUCCCCGUCCUCAACUUAAAGACUUGCUUUAGGUGGAAGGGAGGAGAGCCUUCAGGUGUGAUAAGACUCGAAAUACAUUUAUUUUCUGGAUUUGAACUGUCUUCAGUUGUGCCCAAUAAACUAGAUAUGGAUUAUGGAUCUAGAGGUGAUAGAGUUUGGUUUGUCGUUUCAAAUGUCAGUUCAUCUUGUGCUGUGUGUAUUGAAUUUUCUGCAAAGAGUGAAUAUAUAGUGAGCAGAAUGAGGCCCGCCUUUGCCCGGGUCUAUCCUGCAGGAAGGGCAGAUUUGGUAUCAGAGUUGUUUUUUCACACGAGAAAGGGUUCUCCUUUACUCGCUGCUACCUCUGAGGAUGAUCUAAUUACUUGGUUCGGCUCGACACGAGCUGGUGAAUUCGACGGAAUGAGUUCUGAUUUCUCAAACAUAUGCCCUUGUGGACAGGACUGCAAAGACAUCGGGACGACGACAAGAAUGCCCAUGACUUCAGUUCAAGUGAGCGAUGAUGACGAGAGGCAAAGUGGAGUGGACGACUUCACCGAUAUCAUAGUAUUCAGCGACCUGCAUGAAAAUCUAUCGACGACAGAAGGAGAAUUUGGAAGCAUCGAGGACAUCACACGAGAGCUGGGAUUCAAUUCCACUUCCGAGACGCUAUAUUUCGAAAGGGAGUCAAUCAGGACGACCCAGGUCACUCCAUCCAGCUUGCCCAUCUCGACCAAAAAACCAGAUCGGAAAAAGGGAACUCUAGAAAAAAAACCUGCAAAAAAAGCCCCUGUACUAGAAAAGGGGUUUUUGAGGAGCAAGCACAUUGAUCUUCCUCCGUUUAAAGCACCUUUGCGAAUAGAUCAAGAUGGUAUAUCGUUGAACACCGAAUUGAAAACAGGACUGCCCGAGGCACUCAAAACGACUACCGAAUCGAUAGAUAAUAUGAAUCCGGUUAAAACGGCACAGCUUGCUAAAGAGCACGCUUCACUCAGAACACCCGUGUCAGAUCUGCUGAGAGAAGGAUCACCGAAGGAAUCGUCAGGAGGCUGAAGGCCAAAGACGAUUUUCAAACACGCAUGGGACAACGGCCGAAAAAAAAUUACGUUUGAAAAAGAGAGAACAAUAUUUAAGAAUGGAAUCGCAAAAUAAGGAGCGCACUAUACAAAAUGAGCAUAUUUUUACAUUCCCCUUUAUCCCCCUCACCCAGAAAACACCUAAUUUCAUGUACACUUUGUACUAUUUCCUCAGAGAAUUAAAAAAAAAAAAA
Molecule: messenger RNA, 5264 nt
Organism: Cimex lectularius (bed bug)
Lineage: Eukaryota; Metazoa; Arthropoda; Insecta; Hemiptera; Cimicidae
Product: C3 and PZP-like alpha-2-macroglobulin domain-containing protein 8
Exons: 29
Coding region: 53-5047 (1664 amino acids)
Cellular component (GO): extracellular region
Molecular function (GO): endopeptidase inhibitor activity
Source: RefSeq, a predicted model, not a curated record